Messenger RNA from Helobdella robusta, 3123 nucleotides. RefSeq lists its product as hypothetical. Gene Ontology annotation, cellular component: extrinsic component of membrane. The transcript is spliced from 24 exons. Gene Ontology annotation, biological process: protein retention in Golgi apparatus; protein targeting to vacuole. The record is from RefSeq and is a predicted model, not a curated record. The annotation marks the transcript as partial. NCBI's taxonomy places the organism in Eukaryota, Metazoa, Annelida, Clitellata, Rhynchobdellida, Glossiphoniidae.
ACCUAUCAGAAGAAGGACUGGAGCUCCCAGCAGGUUAUUGAGAACUACCUGAACAACAAAUCCGACCAACCAACCAAAUUUGGUGUGUGGACCUUUGAGGCUUUUGAUGAUGGCAAGAGGAUCACCAUGGACUUGGGCAUUCACAUGGACUUGACAAAUGGUCAUCUGGAACUUUCGUUAUACUCUCCUUAUUGGCUGAUCAAUCUGACCAAUCAGAACCUCUCCUACAAGGCAGCAGAUGAUUACAUAAUACAGCAUCCAUCGAGUUACAAUGAAGCCGUUUUGAUGCUACUCAAGAGAUCAAACAGUGCAGCUGCUAAGGUUGUCGCCCUAAAAAUAGGCGAAUCUGAUUGGUCGGAGAAGUUUUCAUUGGAUACUGCUGGUAGCGUGGGGACUGUUGAAUGCGUCACCAAAUCUAACGCUGCAGUCGGAGUGAAAAUAACACUGGCUAGCAAUGGCCUCACAAAGAUCAUCACAUUCACACCUCACUACAUGUUCGCCAAUAACUCCAACUUUACUAUCCUGUUCAAAGAACACAUCCCCACCAGCCAAUGGGUGGAAAUUCAGCCGAACGAGGUUCUUCCUUAUUGGCCAGUUCAAACAUCUGCUCAAAAGCUAUUGGUCGCUUGCAUCAAAAACUCUGCCCUAGAGACCCGUCCAUUUUCAAUUUCUGACGAUCACACUACCCUGUUGAAACUUUACCACGACUACGGUGGUAUAAAUGCGGUCUGUCAGAGGUCGGAAUCGAGCACCGUGGUCACCUUCCAACAAUAUUUCUCAGGAUCUGCGUCGGCACUCAUCGUCAAUCACACCAAAGAUGCCAACGUUUAUUACUGGCAGAAGGACUCAAUGGACUCGCACUUGAUCCUUGCUGCCCAGCAGUCCGUGUUGUACACCUGGGAUGACCCUGUAAGCAAGCGUGAAUUGUUGUGGUCAUUCUCGGAGACUGGUAAAAGUGUUGCUAAUGACCUAAGCAAGGACGGCAUAGGAGAAGUGGUGAUUUCGAAUGACCGGAAAUUGUUCUGGGUGUCCUUCCUGGAUGGCAUGCAGCGUGUCCUGCUGUUCACGGAUGACCUCAUCAUCGCUACGUUUGCUCAACAGGCUGGCGAGUUGGAACAAUUGGACCAAGAGAUAACGUUGAGUCUGCAUGGCUUUGGAUUGUCCUUCGUUAACAAUCACAUUGGAAAGGAAAUUGCAUACAUGGGGAUAACCAGUUCUGGGGUGAUUUGGGAGCAAGCGAAAGGAAAGAGAUUCAAAGCCUUGAAACUGAAGCACAGCACUGCCCUGGAGACUGCCUAUCAGAACUACAAGAUGGAGUUGAUGGUGAACAAGCAUGCUAAUGGAAAAAAAGUUUUUUCGGAAAAAUAUGAGGUGAAUUUUUCUGAAUGCAAGAUGUUCAUGCUGAAACCUCACAAGGUAGAGAUCAGAAGGAGUUUCGAGUACGGCGUUAGGUUGAAGUAUAGUACGUCCAAGCAUUCCAUCAAACUGCAUCUCAAAGUUCACAAAAUGCAGCUGGACAACCAACUUCCGGGCGCCAUUUUUUCCACCGUGCUUGCCCCCGUGCCGCCGCCGAAAUCCGUGGCCUCUGAGAGUGUCCCUAAGCCUUUUCUUGAGUUGAGUACGAUCGUAAGAACGAGUGCACACAGCAAUGUUAAACAAUUCAAAUACUGCAAACUUCUGAUCCAAGAGAUGUCAGUGAAGGUGGACCAGGGAUUCCUGAACGCAAUCAUCCUCCUCUUUACCAGUGCCCAGCUGGACGACGCAUCCGUCAGCAAACAGGAACUGCUGGCGUUCAAGAGAGAGUGCAAGGUCGUGGAUCACACACUCGUCGAUGAAGUUAUCACCGCCGGCACUGGCGAUGCCAAAAAUUUUUACGACAUGCUACACUUUUCACCUCUCAAGGUUUUCAUAUGCUUCUCAUUGCAUAAGAUGGCUGCCGGCGGAAACGGAAGUCGUAAGAAGCAGCAGCAGCCACAGCAAAUUCAAUGGAAGUUUUUAGAGUUGUUCCUUCAAAGUGUCGGAGUCGUCCUGACUGACAUUCAGGAUGUUGUUUUCAAGCUUGGUUAUUUUGAGAGGCAGUUCACAUUCUACAGCCAGUCUCAACUGAUGAACGAAAUAACGAGACACUAUUCUCAGCAGGCCAUCAAGCAGAUGUAUGUUCUUGUUCUCGGUCUCGACGUCCUGGGCAAUCCGUUCGGGAUCGUUCGUGGAUUGGCGGAAGGCAUAGAAACCCUCUUCUACGAACCUUACCAAGGGGCCAUCCAAGGGCCCGAGGAAUUCGCUGAAGGAUUGGCUUUGGGAGUUAGAAGUCUUCUCGGUCAUGCCGUUGGUGGUGCCGCAGGGGCGGUAUCUCGUAUCACAGGGGCCCUCGGGAAGGGGAUCGCCACACUGACCAUGGAUAAUGAGUACCAGAAGAAGAGGAGGGAGGACAUGAACAAGAAGCCUGCUGAUUUGAAGGAGGGGUUUGCCAGAGGUGGAAAAGGAUUGGUCAUGGGGGUGUUCGAUGGAGUGACGGGUAUCGUCAUGAAGCCUGUGGAAGGUGCUAAACAGGAGGGCGUCGGUGGUUUCUUCAAAGGUAUGGGCAAGGGCCUGGUUGGAGCGUUCACCAGACCAGCUAGUGGUGUUGUGGAUUUUGCUUCUAGUUCAUUCGACAGUAUAAGAAGGGUGGCCGAACAAACCGAAGACGUUCCAAAGUUGAGAGCCCCCAGACUUAUUCAAAACGAUGGGGUGGUGAGGCCCUAUGUGGGCCACGAAGCUGAGGGGAAUCAAAUACUCAGGGAUAUUGCCAAGAACCAGUUCACAAACGACAAAUACGUUGGUCACCUUGUGGUCUCAGACGAUAAAAGAAACGUCUUCCUUGUUACUGAUAAGAACGUGUUAUUCGUCAUGAAGUCGGAUAUACUGGGACACUGGAACGUUGAAUGGUUUUAUGGAUGGAUUCAAUUGAAGGAAGCGCCAUCGCUGACCGUUAGAGGCAUUCAAAUUAUCCUGAAGGUCGUUCUUUCAUUCAUUCAAUCAAUCAUUCAUUCAUUCAUUUAUUCAUUCAUUUAUUCAUUCAUUUAUUUAUUUAUUCAUUUAGAUAUUUAUAUAUACCUUUAUUCAUUCGUUAGUUCGAUCUUUUAA